UAAGAAACGUAUGCUUGACAAAUAAAUUGGCUUUUACCUUGUUAGUCGAUCUCCGCAAAUGCGACUCACGAGGAUUCUACUAUGGUGGCACAAUCGCAGUUUAUGCACUGCCACGUGCUGUUGAUAAACAUUCGUGCCUCUCCAUUUCAUCUCCACCUGCUCCAUACUUCAAAACAAUUGUUCUCUCUGCUUUUGAUACCCUUACUUUUCAUUCUCCAUAGUUCUUAUACUUAUGCAUAAAUUGUAAAACACUACUCUGAAAAUUUUGUUUUUGUUAGGAAAAUAAUGCCAUCCUCUCCUCCUAAAGCUCCUUUUCUUAGGUCUUCACCCAAAGAAUCUCAUGAAGAUCAAAGAUUUAAAUGCUAUAAGGGUGUCCGAAAGAGGGCGUGGGGCAAAUGGGUGUCUGAGAUCAGAGUUCCAAAGACUGGAAAACGCAUAUGGCUAGGUUCAUAUGAUGAACCAGAGAAGGCAGCUCGAGCCUAUGAUGCUGCUUUGUUCUGCAUUAAGGGUGAGAAGGGAGUUUUCAAUUUUCCCACAGACAAAAAGCCGCAGCUUCCAGAAGGUUAUGUCCGGCCUCUUUCCAAGCACGACAUACAAACAAUCUCAACAAACUAUGCUUACUCAGUUGUGCAUGUACCUUCCCAUGCCACCACUCUCACGGUAACAUCCCAGGUUCCCUCUGAAGUUUCUGUGUCCCCUGAUGUAUCUGCUUCUAUUGAGAUUACAGAGGUAGUCGAUGAAUAUUAUCUCCCAACCGAUGCAAAUGCAGAAUCAAUGUUCUCAGUAGAAGACUUACAACUGGACAAUUUCCUCAUGAUGGACAUUGAUUGGAUAAACAAUCUAGUAUGAUGUGUAAUGCUAGUUGCAGUUACAUUUAGCUUUAAUAUGGUUUAACUACCAGUUACUUGUAUCUUUAGUCACUGCUUGUAAGGGUAUACUUGCAUCUGUGUCUUUGCAUUUGUUUCAUUUAGCAUGCAGUUUAUUGUUCUUGUUUUGCAUGUUUUCUCUUCUUUUCCCCUUAUGUUGGACCUCAUUAUAUGUUGAAUAUGAAUGAAAUGAUUAGGAAUUGCAUGUUUGAGA
Messenger RNA from Camelina sativa (false flax), 1080 nucleotides. The record is from RefSeq and is a predicted model, not a curated record. Lineage: Eukaryota; Viridiplantae; Streptophyta; Magnoliopsida; Brassicales; Brassicaceae.